Molecule: messenger RNA, 2740 nt
Organism: Bombus terrestris (buff-tailed bumblebee)
Lineage: Eukaryota; Metazoa; Arthropoda; Insecta; Hymenoptera; Apidae
Gene: Tat
Product: tyrosine aminotransferase
Exons: 11
Coding region: 612-1913 (433 amino acids)
Biological process (GO): aromatic amino acid metabolic process; biosynthetic process
Molecular function (GO): L-tyrosine:2-oxoglutarate transaminase activity; pyridoxal phosphate binding
Source: RefSeq, a predicted model, not a curated record
UGUUUCGGCUAAAGCUGCUUCGAUUAAAAUUUUAGAUUGUUCGUUGAUGAAAAAUUUUCAUGAACGUAGAAGCGGAAUGGAAUACUCCGUAAACCCUGCAACGUUCCAAGCUACGGCGUUAGAAUUACAUAUAUUUUCUGUUUCAAGACGCGAGAGGAUUUACUCGUCGCAUGACUUGAUAUUUCGCUGAUAGAAAUACAUUGCUAAACACGUGAGAUCUGGUAAUGUCUAAUGAUGAAACUACAAGAGCGAUCUACGUAAACACAGAACCGAUUUAAAUUAAUUACGAAAGAAGGUGUGGAAUCUAGCCGACUAAUCCGACCGGUUCGUUCGUUUCCCAGCCUACAGUGGAACAUUUCGAUUAUAUGACAGACCAGAGAACAGAUUUCCUCUCACGAUCAGUGAUGGAACACUGUUUGAUCAAGGAUUAUCGUUCGCCGAUCUUUCGAUCUCUUCUAGAUAAGAAAACUUCAACGACUGAAAUUCGUUCAACAUUGCUGGUACAUUUUAACAACUCGUGAACGUUUGACGACGUGGUGAAUUUUGAAGUGUUGUUAAGGGAUACGAAGGAGGGGAUUUUGUUCGGGGGUUUCGAAAUUUCCAAGUUGGAGAUGUCGACGCCGGUAUAUCGCCACCAAUGGAACGUUCAGGCGUCAGAUAUCGCGAGGAGAACGCACAACCCCAUAAGAUCCAUCGUGGAAUGUCUGGUGGUCGAACCUAAUCCUGCUAAGUCCAUGAUCUCGUUAUCCAUCGGUGAUCCAACUACUUUUGGAAAUUUAAAACCACCCAAAGAAGUAAUCGAUGCCGUUCAACAAAGUCUCGUUUCCCAAUUAUAUAAUGGAUACGCACCUAGUACAGGUUACCAAAGCGCAAGGGAAGCUGUAGCGGAAUAUAGUUCCAGCGAAUUCGUAAAAGUGGAUGCUAAGGAUGUAAUUUUAUGCAGCGGAUGCUCCUGCGCUCUCGACCUCUGUAUAACAGCGUUAGCACGAAGGGGGCAAAAUAUUCUGAUACCGCGACCCGGUUUCUCGAUCUAUCGAACACUUGCAGAAGGUCUUGGUAUCAACGUAAAAUCCUAUGAGUUACGCCCUGAACUCGGCUGGGAGAUCGAUCUGGACAACUUGGAAUCACAGAUCGACGAAUUCACCGCGGCGAUCAUUAUAAACAAUCCUUCGAACCCGUGCGGUUCCGUAUUUAGCAAGGAUCACACACUCGACAUUCUCGACGUAGCCGCUCGUUACUACAUACCAAUUAUUGCCGAUGAAAUUUACGAGCAUAUGGUGUUCCCAGGACGGACUUUCCAUUCGUUAGCAUCUUUGUCGAAGGAAGUUCCUAUUUUGUCAUGUAGCGGCUUGACGAAGAGAUUUUUAGUGCCCGGCUGGCGUAUGGGCUGGAUAAUCAUUCACGAUCGUCAAAACGUGCUGGAGAAGGAGAUAAGGAAAGCGCUUCAUUGCCUAAGUCAGCGAAUUAUCGGCAGCAACACGCUUAUUCAAGGUGCGUUGCCUACUAUUCUGAAGAACACGCCACAGGAAUUUUACGAUGGCGUCGUUAGAAUGUUGCAUGAUCACUCGAAAACGGCGUACAACUGUGUGUCGAAGAUCUCAGGAUUGAAACCAAUAAUGCCCGACGGAGCAAUGUACAUGAUGGUCCCCCAGGUUUACAUAGAUCUACCUUGUUUUCCGGAAUUUAAUUCCGACCUCGAAUUCGUGCAACGAUUGCUAAUGGAGGAGUCUGUGUUUUGCCUUCCUGGCCAGUGCUUCGAUUAUCCGUCGUACAUGAGGCUGGUCAUCACGGUGCCCAUAGAUAUGUUGGAGGAGGCUUGUCAGAGAAUACAGGAAUUCUGCGAGAGGCAUCACUACAAAACGGCUGAAGAUACGCAAAGAAGCAACUUAAUUGCUGCGGAAAUUCCAUAUUAAAGAGUAUAUGUGAUUUAGUUAAUUUCGUUGUCUUAUUAUUUAUGUUACGUUGCGUUGGUGCAUAGGUAUGCACUGAAAUGUCAUUCUUUUCAAAUAAUAUAUUCAUUACACGUAGUUUCCAUGAAACAUGAUACGUUUAAUAGAAAUAUAAUAAUUUCCAUAUGAUUCGAUACAUUUUUCCAAUCAAUAUCUGUAUUUUGCCAUCUCGGAUCGUCAGCAAACUUAAGUAUUUUAUAAGUAUUAUAUCAAGUCGUUAAGUAAUAUUUAUAAGUAUAGAUGAUAGCUUAUUUCUCGAUGUUUAAUACAUAAUUUCCAGUAUAAUUUAAUAUAAUUUUAAGUUUUUAUAGGUAUAGAAGAUAAUUUAAUCGUUAUAGAAAUUCUUUAUAAAAUAUCGAAUUUAUUUGUAUAAGUAUACUGUUAUUUAUACUGUAUAAUAAUCCAUUGAGGUAAUAAACUUCAAAAUUUCGUAAACGAUGUUACUUUAAAAUAAGAAUAAUUAAGAAAUAUUUAAUCAAUCUCAUUUGCAAUUAAUGACGGUGGUACAAAUCAAGGAUUAAAUCAGAAAGAUACGAGUCAUGUUCGUGAUGAUGUCUUGUUUUAACCUGAAUAGUAAUUCCAAUUUAUAAAAUUAACGAUUGCCGGUCACGAAUUAUGUAUGACAUUAAUAAAUAUUCUAUAUGUGUCACAAUAUUUAAACUAACGCUGAGAAUGAGACGUGACUAUCAAAACGAGUUAUAAAAGAUAAAAGAAUUUUGUAGAUUUUCAAUAAACGUCAAGUGAAAAUAUAAGAAAAAUUUUAAAUAAUAAAAGAUUUGCCUGGUUUCCAA